This is a messenger RNA of Diaporthe batatas, 1473 nucleotides long. RefSeq lists its product as uncharacterized. Gene Ontology annotation, molecular function: oxidoreductase activity, acting on paired donors, with incorporation or reduction of molecular oxygen; heme binding; monooxygenase activity. The transcript is spliced from 4 exons. The record is from RefSeq and is a predicted model, not a curated record. Bases 1 to 1473 code for a protein of 490 amino acids. NCBI's taxonomy places the organism in Eukaryota, Fungi, Ascomycota, Sordariomycetes, Diaporthales, Diaporthaceae.
AUGUUGAACACCAUCCUUGCCGCGGUGGCCUUAUUUUGCGCCUACCUCCUCGCCAGUGCUAUUUAUUCCGUCACGUUUCACCCUUUGGCGGAUGUACCCGGUCCAAAGAUCUGUGCCAUUACUCGCAUACCGUACUGGCUGGUGUCACUCUCGGGCGACGAUAUUAAAUGGAUGAAGAAACUUCAUGACCAAUAUGGACCAGUCAUUCGCUUUGGUCCGACCGAUCUGAGCUACGCCACCGGCCAGGCCUGGCAAGAUAUUCAUGGGCCGAAGGUGACGGAGAAGGCACAAGAGUUCUCUGUCCAGCCUGUUAAUGGUGUUCCUAGCAUGCUCACCGCCACUACCGAGAACCACUCGCGAGUCCGCCGCUUGUUCUCGCCGGCAUUCUCCGAGCGUGCGCUGAAGCAGCAGGAGCCCCUAUUCCGAAAAUAUGCCGAUCUAUUGGCGUACAAGAUCUCGGAGGUCGGCGAGGAUGGCAACAAGCCCGUGGAGAUGACCCAACUGCUGAACUUCGCGACGUUCGACGUCAUGGCGGAGCUCUGCUUCGGCCAGCCUCUUGGACUGUUGGCCAAGAAUGAGUACAGCCCAUGGGUCAAGUCGAUCUUUGAGUCCCUCAAGAUGCUUCCCAUUGCGUCAAUCAUCAACUACUACCCGAUCCUGAAUGCCAUAUUUACCCGGUUCGAGCCGAAGUCGGUCACCGAGCAGCGAGUGACUCACUGCAAACAUUCGGAGGAGCGUGUCAACCGGCGUCUACAGGAUGGUUCCACUCAGCCUGAUGUCUGGAACCUUGUGUUGUCAGCCAAGGAGGGGAAGGAGUUGACUCUCGAGGAGAUGCACUCCAACGCCGAGCUGUUCAUGCUGGCUGGCUCAGAAACCACGGCCACCUUGUUGAGUGGUUGUGUAUACAACCUCCUCAGGCACCCCGAAAAGAUGAAGGUCCUCGUCGAGGAGAUCCGAGGAAGCUUUACCAAACUCGACGAUCUGACCUUUGAGAAUCUUGCGGAGCUGAAAUACAUGAACGCCUGCCUCAAAGAAGCACUUCGCGUUUACCCACCUGUCCCAAUCGGCAGUCCACGAGUGGUACCAAAGGGCGGGCAGAACAUCCUCGGCAAGUGGGUUCCGCCUGAGACCCGCGUAUCGGUCCACCACUGGUCAACAUACCAGUCCGAGGCCAACUUCAAAAACGCCGCCACGUUCGCACCCGAGCGUUGGCUCAAGGCCGACCCGUUGUACGCCGGAGACGCCCUAGACUCCCACCAGCCGUUCGGAUUCGGGCCUCGCAACUGCCUCGGGCAGAGCAUGGCCAUGCACGAGAUGAGGCUGAUCCUGGCCACCCUCAUCUUCAAGUUCGACUUUGAGCUCUGCAGCGAGAGCCGGGACUGGGCCGCCCAGAAGUCGUUUGCGCUGUGGAUCAAGACGCCGCUGAUGGCCCGGGCUAGGCCAGUUUCUGUACAGAACAGGUUGAAUAUUUGA